AUGAGGAAAAUUAGGAAAGGUAAGCCCAUUUUCAAAAUUUAUUGCUAAAAAAGUUUUUUUGUUUUCUGUGCAAAUGUUGGAAAAUUUUUUUUCCAAGUAAAUAAUCCCAAAUUUGCAAAUGAUCGUUCUUCAAAAAAGUUGUACAUUUUAAUAACUUAUCUACAGUCCAGGUUUCUGAUUGUGCAAACUAGAUUUGAGAGAAAAACGUUUGGGACUUUUUAACUAAAAUCUUGAGAAACAAUUUGGAACAAAGUUGAUAAGAAUAUUUUGAAUCCCGAAUUCAUAAAUUUCCCACCACUGUUUCAUAUUUUAACUGCAGAUUUGAACAUAACUUUCUUUUUUUUUCAAAAUUUGAACCUACCAAAAUAUUAUCUGAACUUUCUGGGACAUUUUAUAGAAAGCAUCCUAUGUUUUCUGAUGAUAAUUAUGUAAUUAUGAUUGAUAAAUCCAAUUUCGAAUUUGAAUUUUUAAACGAAGUUUUCUUUCAGUGCGCCGACUACAACACUAUCUUCAUGGGUCAACUAAUCAGCAACAAUGUCACUCAGUCAACAAAUGCCGACCCAUCAAGAAUCGACACAGCCGAUCCACGAAGUCGACCCAUCAGGAAUCUACAGAUUUUAAAAUAAUUUACUUUUUUGUCAUAUUAGUUGUUCAAUAAAUUAUUUUGUUUCUACAAAGUGUACGUGUUCAGUACAAAUUUUGCUCGCUAAAUGCCUUUUUCAAUAGAAAAAAGUGCACGGGUUCAGGACAUUCAAGUGAGCGACGCAAGCAAGCGCGUACCGGUUCAGUUCCCCAAAAAGCGCUCUGUACUAGUUCAGUUCUUUUUAUGUUCCGGUUCAUCUCCAGUUGAGUGCUGGAAUUGAUCGUGCUCGUGAUCUCGCACGGAGAAGGGAUUGAACUGGUACAAAAAGUGUGCUGAACGCGUACAAAAAAAUUUCUGAGUCACAUCUUCAUUAAAAAUACAUUUAAAAAUAUUCAAAAUGAAAAAAAGGAGUAGGUUUUCACGUUUCAAGCAAAUUUGAGUAUUCAUUUUCACCAAAAAUCUUUUUUCCAACUAUUUUCUUUUCAAAAAUCUCAAACAAACCCAAAACAGUCGUUAGCUCCGCCCACUUUGUGUUGUGUGUCUGCCACCUCGCUCAACCUGUUAGUUGUCGGCUACUCUCCCAAAUAACCUUUCCGAAAAUAUCUGGAUAAUUAUCUCUGGUUCCAUUGCAUUUAACCGAGAAAAUCUUUCGCCUUUUACUAAAGAUUUCCGUGCAAAGGGACACUUUAUGAGUGUUUUGAAAUUUUUGGAAUCCCCUCGAAAGAGCGGGAUAAAAAUUGCUGAAAAACUUAGAUAAAACCAGAUGUCAUUUCAAAAUUACUACCUCUUGCAAUCUCAAGUGACUUACAGUCUCGAUAUUUUCAGCCAAUUUUUUAAAGAAAUUUGUCUGAGUUCAACAAUUGCAGCCUGACACGUGAGUAAAAAUAAAAACGUUAUACGUGACCAAUGCCUGACCCAAGAAAAACCAGGGCACCUAGGUCCCUUAAAACGAUUACAUCGUUCUCCAAAAUCAGUAUUCCUGAUGUUCCUAAAGGAAAUAGUCAUCCUUUCUGUGCUCUUCGCGCUCGCUGUCCAAAUAAACAUUAUUGAUGAAAGCUUUGUCAGAUUCUGUGGAAAAGUUGGAAAUGGCUCACCAAUUUCCGGAUCUGAUUUGGAAGGUUUGACAUGUGUUGUAAGGUGGAAAAUGACCGCUAAUGAAGUGAGUUUAGCACGUGGAAGAAAUUGAAUUGUCUUCUUUUUUUCCAGGAUGAGAUUGAAAAUUUGUGCAAAUCAUUGGGGCCUUAUCCAUUGAAAAAUUUCAAAAUUGUUGAUGGAAAUAAACCAGAAUGCACAUAUGAAAAUGUUUAUACAUGUAAACCUUCUUACACUCAAAUAAAUGGAUAUUGUUAUCGAAUUAUGUCGGAUAAACUCAUCUCGUACAAAGAAGCUGAACAAUUGUGUAGUUCUGAGAAAACAAAGCUCGAAAUAUCUGGAAAAGAAGUUACCAGUACAAUUGUUGAUCUUUUUGAUGAGGAUCUUAUUCGAUUAUUUGAAUGUAAAUAUUUCAUUUGAAAUUUCUAAAAAAAACAUUUUUUUCAGUAUUUUGGUACGAUAUGAAAUCAAUCUGGAUUCAGCCAAAAAAUGAUUUCAAAGACAUCGUUGAAUAUAAUGGAGAUAGUCCAAAUUAUGCAAUUAUUUAUGGAAUGGCAGUAUUUUAUAGUAUCGGACCGAAAUCAUUGAUCAAAAUGCCAACAAAUCAUCGAGCUCAGGCAAUGUGCUUUUAUCGACCAGAAGAGACACCAAGAAGUUUUGGAUAUAAAGCCGCGAAGUUGGCUAAAUAUUAUUGGCCAACUUUGAAACGAGGACUGACGACUGUUUGGAGAACUUCGGGAUUGUAUAAUUAUUGGUUUGUCUUGAAAUCAAAAAGAAUAGAAAUUAUAAAAAUUUUUUUGUAGGAUGCAAGAGCAGAGUAAAGAUUUUGCCAUAAAUCAAUGCAAAAGUUCAAUGGCUGCAAUUGCUGGAAAUACAGAAAUCGAUGUUUUCAAUCCAACAAAAGAAAAUAUGAAAUUAUUGCGAGAAGACACUGAAGUCAAACAAUCAUUCAUCAAAGCUUAUUCACCAACAUAUCUUUGUUGUAAUAGCAAUGGUCAUCAAUCAAAAAUUGUUCAUUUCUCGAAAAGUUAUGCGCCAUUCAAUUGUGAAUCUAAUACUAUAUUAGUCAAUAUGAACUCAGAUUUCUACAGUUUUAGAUCUAAAUCUCACGCGGGUUACUGUAAGGACAGAGUUGGCACAUUUUUGACGUUCUCCGAAUCAGUGUAAGUCAAUUGUUUGAAAAAAAAAAUCACGAUGAAAAAUUAUUUUCAGAAAUGGUCUUGAUAAUUUCGAAGUUUACAAUAGACAAGAAGCUCCACUUCUAUGCUCAAUUUAUUUUAAAGAAAUUAAAAUGCGCACCAAAUGUCCAGAUCAAUGGAAAAAGUAUGUAAGAGAAAGCGGGAGAGUUGUUUGUCAUCGUUUCUUUUCGGAUUAUGUAAGUACCUAUUUGCAAAACCUACUCAAAUAAUAUAUUCUGCAAAUUUUCAGAAAAAUUUUGAGGGUGCUCAGAGAGGGUGUAGAUCAGAAGGCGCCGAACUUGCAACUUAUACAACUCAAGAAGAAUUUAAUCUUCUUAGACAUAAUUAUGGCUCACCGUGGAUUGGUGGUCGAAAAAAAUCAAUUUGUAAAAGAAGAGCUGAUAGCGGAGAAUGUACAAAAGAAAACGUAAGUAAUCAACUCAGCGAUAUGAAACUGCAAAAAUGAGACACUUUCUUUCAGAUGGUUAUAUGGGAUAGCCCUGGUUUUGAACAUUAUUCGGACAAAGUUAGACAAGUCAUAGGCGCAGGUUGGGUAGAUCCUAACCCUGACAAUUUACACCAAAAUGAGUAUUGCAUUCACAUCGACGGGGGAACCUUGAAUGAUAUUGAGUAAGUGAAAGAACAAUUGAUAUUAUUCUCAAUUUUAACAUUUUUUCAGCUGUGUUAACAGGCAAUUCACAUUUAAUUGUAUCAGAGAUGCCGAUUAUUAA
Caenorhabditis angaria is the source of this 3584-nucleotide messenger RNA. The record is from the annotation of a GenBank genome assembly. NCBI's taxonomy places the organism in Eukaryota, Metazoa, Nematoda, Chromadorea, Rhabditida, Rhabditidae.